Messenger RNA from Haemonchus placei, 2184 nucleotides. The record is from the annotation of a GenBank genome assembly. Lineage: Eukaryota; Metazoa; Nematoda; Chromadorea; Rhabditida; Trichostrongylidae.
AUGGGGAUCUGUGAACUCUGCAAUAGUGAAUAUCCAGACGGUGGGGACUCCAAAUCAAUUCACGAGUCUGGUAGACGGCAUCAGAGAUCCCUGGAACGUCAAGCUCAGGCGGCUGAAUUACCCAAGAAGUCCGUCUUUGUAGCACUGACUUUUAAACACGAUGCUGGUGAUGAACUUCUAGAUCCGAAAGUUAUCGCCUCUGCUUUUAGCACUUUCGGUAAUGUAACUCACGUCUCCUGCGGCUUCCUCCAAGACCAUGCCUUCGUAGAGUUCGACGGUGAAGACGCCGUUGAGCGGGCCAAAGCUGCAAAAUCCAUAAAGAUAACUGAAACACUGACUGGAGUCAUUUAUGAACGGCGUGCGACUUUUAGUGAUGAUCACCAUGGUCCAUCUGUAGAUAUAGACGAGGUCAUCGAACAUGUCAGCGAUGCAUGUUGUCGUGGUUUUCUAGCUCAGCUUGAUCGAAUCGCUUCUUGCAUCGGCAUUACUGAAAAGGAGGUGCAACGCCGGAACAUGUUUCGAAAGCGCUUUGAAGAACUGUUGUCCACAUAUGUACAGGAUCCGAAUGUCAUUCAAUUUGGCUCAGCUGUGACCGGGCUGGGUACAAACGACUCAGACAUAGAUCUCUGUCUUCUCUUCAAGGACGAAACACCUGCUCUCAUGGACGAGUUCAUACGUUAUCAGAAUAUUCUGUUGACAUGCCCAACAGCACAUUUCGAAGAGAAUCCCAUACAUCGGGAUGAACUGAGCCCCCUUCCGGCACGGGAACAGACGGAGGUACUGUUCCGAGUAAUGAAGGAAAUGAAAAGAGAAAAAAGUGGAUUCUUCAAAAGCUUGUACAUUGUGUCAGAUGCUCGAUGUCCAGUGAUUCGCUUUCUUUCCUACGAUAGGCAUCUAGUUGAGUUAUCCGUGAACAACAAGAUCGGAUGCCAGAAGUCUGCCUUCAUCGGAGCACUAGUGCGAGCUGACCAAUCUGGUCUUCUUCGAAAAUUAAUUUUGGGUCUACGACUAUGGGCAGCGUCCAAUGGUGUUUUUUCGUCGGAGAAAAAAAGAACGUGGAAUCUCAACUCAUAUACACUGAACUUGAUGUUUUUCUCAUUCCUGCUUUCGGAAAAAUUGUUGCCUGUCACGAAUUAUUCUGAAGAGGAGUUACACAAUGGUGCUGAAACGGACUUUACUGUCCCAUCAUACACGUUGGCUGACACCGAUAUUCGUAAGCUUUUCAAGAUCAACAUGAGCAGCUCGCGAUUCAAUGGGGAAUGGAUAGAGACUCUUUCAUUUGUUCUCGAAUCUCAGCAACAGGCCUUAGUUUUGGCUAGGGAUAUCAAGAAAUUCUUCGUUCUAUGCAUCGAACGUCAGUUGGAAAAAACUUUAUUUUCAUUGCGAAAUGGUGGAGUAGUGCCACUUGAAGACUUCAAAGAACAGAUGACUCUGAAGCCGCAAUCCAUCCUUUUUGUCCAGGAUCCAAUCGAGUUAACUGACAACGUGGCCAAGAAUGUAACUAGCAAGGCUCUGAAAACCAUGAGACAUGCAAUGAUGCUUUCGUUGGCCGCAAUGAAGCAAAAUGCGGAUUCAUUUGCUGUUAUGUUACGUGUCUUGAAAAACAAUUCUACAAGUUCUUCUCCAGCGCCAUCAUUGCCUUCAACAGAAGGAUCUUGCCGUGUUUCUGGAUUCCCCGAGGAAUUCGACAUUGGAACAUCGGAGUCAGUGCUUUCCUUUAUUGCUUCCGCGGUAUUGUACUGUGAGAGUGCGGCAACUCCCGCAAAAAAGCCCCGCCUAGACAGUGAGGUCAACCAUCUGGGUUCGUUUGAAGUUCAUAAGAAACUUUGGAUGUCACGACGAGCGCUACGAAAGAAGUGGAGCGGUUUGUUAAAGCCCGAUGAGCAGUUUCCCUUGAUUGUUGAGGCACUGGUAUCGAUGUCUCUGAAUAGCACGGCUCCUUCCGACUGUCGCUUGAUGUUCCAUACGUUUUUUGAUGUGUAUAAAGACUCACUGUGGGUUGGGUUGAAGUUAGUCGAAGGAGAAACGGUUGACCUCGCCAACGUGGCCCACUUUAUUGACCAACUGCUGACGAAAACACGUGAUUAUCUACAAAAUGGCGAAAUCAGUAGAUGUCAGAUGUCUUUGGAGGAGUUUACGUCUCAGGUAAAGACGAUAUUCGACCGUGAAAAGGAACACUUGUAG